UCGGGCGCGUCUGGUGGCGGCGGGGAUUGGAGCGCGAAUCCGCCUCGUGGGCGGCUGGUGGCUCCGCUUCAGGAGGAUCCGCCUCAGCGGCCAGUUGGUUCCCGCUGGUGCCUGAAGCGGGAGGAAGCGUACUUUUCGGACUCUCGCCUCUUCCCCGCCCGCUCCAUUCCAUGGCAAGAUGAACGCCGCCGGUCUGCCGCGCUUCUUCUUUCUGGCCGUUCUGGCCGCCUUGGCCGCCCAAGCGGUGCCCCGGGAAGCGGGGAGCUCCCCUCCGGGCUCCCGCCCGCCGCAGCGGGAUGCGCCGAGUUUCUCCCGGCAGCAGAGGAAAAGCCUAGCCAUGGAUUUCAUCGUGCCUUCUCUGUUCCGGACCUACCUGCGGGAGCUGGUGCUGGGCGGCGGGGAACCCUUGGGCGGGUUCAAGGCGCGCUGCAGCCUGGUGCUCGCCUGCCAGCCGCUGCUGCGCGCGGUCAGCUCUUGGCUCCCCAGGAGCGGGUCGGCGGCGCCUGCUGGCCGCGCCAGAGCCCCGUCCAAGGUGCUGAAAGGCGGCUCGGUGAGGAAGCUGCGCCGCGCCAAGCAGCUGGUGCUGGAAGUGGGAGAAGCCAACCUGCGGGAGGACUGCGCGUGGCAUCCUGCCGGGGAAGGAGCCCAGGCAGAGGCACGCCAGAUCGAGUUCACCCUGACCGAGGAAUUCAGCUGGUGGAUCCGCUCUGGAGAAGGCAGGCUGAGGAUCCGGCUGAUGCCCGAGAGGAAGGCGUCCUUCCAGGGCAGAGAAGGCAGUUUAUCAGCGGCGAUCAGAGCCUCCCAGCCCCGUCUGUUCUUGCAGAUGGCCACCAGAGGUGUCAACAUUCCAGAAUCUCCAACAAAUAUUCCUCCACGUUCUUUGGAUUUUACUGCUUGGAAUUUGUCCUGGGUCAUGAGAGAUUCCUACCCUUCCUUUGUUCCCAGAGGGCGGCACUUUUUUGACUGCAAUUUUGAAUCGCACUGUGAUCUAGAAUAUUCCCCACCGAUGAAGGAGGGACAUAACAGAUCCUGGCACCGAGUGAGUGCAGAUGAAUUCUCACGGCUCCAUCUUUUGGAUGGCCCAGAGAGGGAUUACUCUGAAAAUUCAGCACAAGGCUCGUUCCUAUACCUCAGUACAUCAGAAAGCAUGAACUUCCUCAUUCUGAGCCCUUGGCUGAAAAGCACUAGUGAAGACUGCACUGUGCAAGUGGCUGUCUACAGAUACUUCCAGCAAAGUGGGGAGUAUGUCGCUCAGGUUAUCCAUGCUGAUGAAAGCCACAACAAAAUCCCAUUGAUACCGAGCAGAGAAAAGCACGGAUGGGUGCUUCUCCAGGAAAGAGUUGGACACCUCGAGAAACCUUUUCGGAUCUCCUUGGAAUAUAUUGCUAGUGGGAACAGAAGUGUAGCUGUCAUUGAUUCCUUUGCAAUGAAGAACUGCAGCACAGGUUCUCCUUCUGGUCCUAAAAUGGCUCUGCAGAGUUCCUUCAGCUGCUGGAAUGGAACUGUGAUCAAGCUGGGACAGGUGUGUGACUUCAUCAGAGACUGUAAAGAGGGAGAAGACGAGGGACAGCUGUGCAAAAAACUUCCCUCUGGCUUCUACUGCUCCUUUGAAGAUGAAGACUGUGGCUGGACUCAAAGUUCAUCAACUUCCCAAGAAGCCCAUCUGUGGCAUAUUGGAAAUCCACAACAUAGCCAUUUUUGUUUGAAAGAAUGUGCACUUUUGCUUAACACCAGUGAGAUGCCAGCUGCAGAAACAGUUGUGGUGACUAGUGCUGUGUUUCCAGCUCCCAUGAAAAACUCACCCUGUGAGCUCCGGUUGUCAUGGCUCCUCCAAGGCAUCUUUCUUGGAGAUGUUUCCCUGGUCCUUGUCGAGAACAAGACUGGGAAGGAACAGAGCAGGAAACUCUGGCACUUGGAAAAUAGAAAAGGAUUGGGGGUGUGGCAGAAGAUGCUCAGGCCUCUCACGGAUGUAUCAGACAGGUUUUGGCUUCAGAUUGUUACAUCCUGGAAAGUUGGAUCGGAAGCCAUCAUUGCUUUUGAUAAUGUGUCACUCAGCCUGGACUGCUAUCUUACAAUCAAUGAAGAGAAGACAUCUCGAGACAACAGCCCGGACGCAGGCAAUCUGCUCACUGAAAGAGGCAGGGGGGAAGGGCAGAUUACAGAAAGGCCAACACAGGAUCCUGCCCCAGUUGGCCUUGGAGAUCAUUGGCUCUUCAGUACUUGUGGUGCUAAUGGACCUCAAGGGCCCACCCAGACCCAAUGCAAUGAUGCCUAUAGGAACUCCAAUCUCAGUGUAGUGGUAGGGACGGAGGAUAAUUUUCCAGGUGUACAAGUGUGGAGAGUGCCUGCAACCAAUACUUACAGAGUCUCAGGCUAUGGGGCGUCUGGUGGCAAAGGGAAGAACAGUAUCAUGAGGUCACAUGGCGUUUCUGUGGUUGGAAUAUUUAAACUCCAGAAGAACGAUAACUUGUAUAUUUUGGUGGGACAACAAGGAGAAGAUGCCUGCCCUAGUACUCUGACCAACCAAGUUAUACAGAAGGUCUGCAUUGGAGAGAAUAAUGUCGUUGAAGAUGAAAUUAGAGUAAAUAAGAGUGUCUAUGAAUGGGCUGGAGGUGGUGGUGGAGGUGGAGGAGCAACUUAUAUAUUUAAGAUGGAAAAUGGAAAGCCAGUCCCCUUGAUUGUUGCAGCAGGAGGUGGUGGCAAGGCCUACAGGGACAAGGCAUAUACAUUUCACCAAGAAAAACUGGAGAAUGACACAUCUGUUCCAGGGCUCAGUGGGAAACCAGGAGCCGCAGGUGGUGGAGGUGGCUGGAAUGAUAACACUUCCUUCCUCUGGUCGGGAAAAUCCUUGCUGGAAGGCGCUACCGGAGGAAAAUCCUGCCCCCAGGCCAUGAAGAAGUGGGGGUGGGAGACAAGAGGGGGUUUCGGAGGGGGUGGAGGGGGGUGCUCCUCAGGUGGAGGAGGCGGAGGAUAUAUAGGUGGCAAUGCAGCAGAAAACAAUGACCCUGAGAUGGAUGGAGAAGAUGGUGUAUCUUUUAUUAAUAAUUAUUAUGGUUCAUUGUACACCCCUGCAUUAAAAGUGACAGAUGGGCACGGCGAAGUCGAAAUCAAAGUGCAUGUGAACUGUAGCCACUGUGAUCACGAUAUGUGCCACAUUGAUAUGAAGACACAGGAGGUUAUUUGCAUAUGUGUUUUCGGGUAUGUGUUGGCUGAUGAUGGUGUCUCUUGCAUAGCUGAGCCUGUACUGCCUACGAAGAAUCCUUCCCUCUCCUUGGUCUUGUCUGUAGUGACAUCUGCCCUCGUUGCUGCUCUGAUUCUAGCCUUUUCUGGGAUCAUGAUAGUGUACCGUCGGAAACACCAGGAACUUCAAGCUAUGCAGAUGGAGUUACAGAGCCCCGAGUAUAAACUGAGCAAGCUGCGAACCUCCACCAUUAUGACUGACUACAACCCCAAUUACUGCUUUGCAGGGAAGACCACAUCCAUUAGUGACCUCAAAGAGGUGCCCCGGAAAAAUAUCUCUUUGAUAAGGGGUUUAGGCCAUGGAGCCUUUGGGGAGGUGUACGAAGGUCAGGUGGUUGGCAUCCCCAGCGACCCCAGUCCCUUGCAAGUGGCUGUAAAAACUUUGCCAGAGGUUUGUUCAGAGCAAGACGAGCUGGAUUUCCUCAUGGAAGCUCUAAUAAUCAGCAAGUUCAACCAUCAGAAUAUUGUGCGCUGCAUUGGGGUGAGCUUGCAGGCUCUGCCACGCUUUAUUCUGCUGGAACUCAUGGCUGGAGGAGACUUGAAAUCUUUCCUGAGGGAGACACGGCCUAGGCCGAGCCACCCCUCUUCUCUAGGCAUGCUGGACUUGCUACAUGUGGCUCGCGACAUUGCUUGCGGCUGUCAAUAUCUGGAAGAAAAUCACUUCAUUCACAGAGACAUCGCUGCUCGAAAUUGCCUCCUUACAUGUAAAGGCCCUGGGAGAAUAGCUAAAAUUGGAGAUUUUGGGAUGGCCCGGGACAUAUACAGAGCCAGUUACUACAGAAAAGGAGGGUGUGCAAUGCUCCCUGUCAAGUGGAUGCCCCCCGAGGCCUUCAUGGAAGGGAUAUUUACGUCCAAAACGGAUACCUGGUCAUUUGGAGUGUUGCUGUGGGAAAUAUUCUCUCUCGGAUAUAUGCCCUAUCCCAGCAAAAGUAACCAGGAGGUCUUGGAGUUCGUAACAAGUGGAGGAAGGAUGGAUCCACCCAAAAACUGCCCCGGCCCUGUGUAUCGAAUAAUGACGCAAUGCUGGCAACACCAGCCUGAAGACCGGCCAAACUUUGCCAUAAUAUUAGAGAGGAUUGAAUACUGUACUCAGGAUCCUGAUGUGAUCAACACAGUUCUGCCAGUGGAAUAUGGCCCCUGCAUUGAGGAGGAAGAAAAGGUCCCCGUCCGCCCUGAAGACCCCGAAGCAAUCCCUCCGUUGCUAGUCUUGCCGCAGAAAGAGAAAAAAGGUGUUCAGCAGCUCCUGCCUUCGCCACCAUCCUUGGCCUUAGCCAUCGCUACAGGGAAGGCUCUGGUGAAAGCAGCUAGUGUCGAUCCAUCAGUCUGUGCUACUACACAGGCCCCCCUGGAAGGGGGACAUGUCAACAUGGCGUACACUCAGUCCAAUGCCGCCACUGAGCUCCACAAAGGCCGAGGGUCCAGAAACAAGCCUACCAACCUCUGGAACCCGACCUACGGCUCCUGGUUUUCAGAGAAGCCCAUAGUCAAAAACACUUCACAGGCGGAGAAAGAGGCAACUGAGAGGGAAGGUCCGGGGCAUGAAGGGAACUGUACUUUGGGGCCCAGCAUUGUGACUGGAAGGCUGCCAAGCUCCUCCCUUCUUCUAGAACCAUCUUCGCUGACAGCCAGCGUUAAGGAAGUGCCUCUGUUCAGGCUCCGCCAUUUCCCCUGUGGAAACGUUAACUAUGGAUACCAACAGCAGGGCUUGCCCUUGGAAACUUCAGCCCCACCCUUGUGCCAGCAGCUGCGAGGGCCCUCCCCUUAGGAACAAGGCCAACUCCCCCCACCAGGGCCCCCGGAAAACAUCCCAUCCUUUUGACUCUCUUCCCGUGGGACUCGUAAGCCUUGGUGCAAACAUCGGCGUCACCCAAACAAGCACGAGUGCAGAACAAGAUGCCCUUCUGUAAUGUGCCAAUGCGCUCUGAAGUGCCACCCUUGGAAGCUCUGCUUUUCGAACCUGCAAGAAGCUUCCGUUUGUCAGAGCGCGCACACCCCUUACACACACACUCGAAACACCCGAGGACAACAGUCAGUAUUAUCUACAAGGCCCCACUCUCAGUUGCAUAAAGUCAUCUGCAUGGUUGUUCUCUGUGCCCUUCCCUGUGCGCUGCUUCCUUCUCUGUUGUUUAUGUGCCGUUUCAAGACUCACUGUCAGAGAGUUUAAUGUCUGGGGAUUUCCCUGUACUGCCAGAUGCAGCGUCAGGGAAAUCCCUCUUGCUGCCAGAGAUUUGAGGAGAGGAUGGGGGAAAUGUUGCACUCUCGCUGAAAUUCAAAAUCAGAUAAACGUGGACUCCCAAGGGGCAUGUACCCAAACAGUAACUCAGCUCCAACAUGGCCCUUCCACAAGCAUGCACAACUAUUGUGGUAGUCUUAAGGGUAGCAGAAACACAUUUGCUUCCACGCCUUUGGUCUACAAGAUGGAAACUGCAGGAAUUUAAGGAGCAUGGUGAAGGUCGGUGAUUUAGUUUGAUUGAAAAGGUGAUGCCCUCUCCCCCUUUUCUCUGUUGUGGUUGUGGGACGCCAAGGGUCAAAUACUUUAUCCUCCGUGUUGUAGUUGGUUAUGCCACACACUAGAGGAUAAGAUUAUCGAGGUGGUAAGAAUCAGGUUGUUCAACAAUGAAAUCACCGCUAUUAUGCUUCAGUUAAUACUAUGGGGCAGAGUUUAGACAAACAGAAAGUAGUCGAUUGCCGUGGUGUGUGCUGACUCCCGUUUUUCCCCAGUGAAUAAGGAUAUGAUUUUAUUUAGUAUUAGAAUUGCAUUGCCGAACAUGGCACUGUAGGAGAUGCGCCAAAGCAAGUGUGUUCUAACAAAGGUUUUAGAACAACCACAGUAGCCAACUCUCUAAGUCAUUGUUUUGACAAGAGUCAAUAUCCACACAGAGAAAAAUCAGGACUUGAGCAUAUGAUGUAAAAAUUACUUGCCAACUUCAGUGCAUUCUCAGACUCAAACAUACCAUCAAUCCAUGCUUCAGCAUAUUUCACAGCUUAUCUUAUCAUGCUAUCGGAACUGAAACAAUCUGUCAAAAUAUCCUGCAAUGAACUGGGGCCCAGAAUUGCUCUUGCUUGAGCACAGGCAGCAGAAAGAAAGGCAUUAGUGGAGAGGGUAAUGCCUGUGAUUCUAUUGCAUAACCAUGGUGCUACAAAUUAGGAGACCACACCACUAUUGCAGUUGACCACUAAUAAUCCUUGUUUCCCCACUGACACUUUGAGGCAAUAGAUCACCCCCAUGGAAGCUGUAUAUAUGGGCAUACAAACCUCGUGCUCACAUUCGUUCCCAUGAGCAGAGCAAACGAGGAGGAAGCUUGGUUUGUGUCUCUUGCCUCGCUCAAGAACUUAUAGCUACUAAAUAAAUGCAGGUGCAAUCCUGUGCACGAUUGCACUGCAUAAGGCUCAUCGAUUCAAUUGGAAUUGAUGUAUAAAUGAAGAAAUCUGACCUUCCUGAGUGAUAGAGAAAAGAGAUCCACUUUCCACAGAUACUUGUUUUCUGGAGGAGCAGUAAAUCAAUGGGGAAUGGCCUUGAAUCCUUAGCUGCAAAUUACAGUUGGACAAAUCUAAUCAUGGAUCCCCAUUGUACAGUAAUGUGUCUUGCUCCCAUCACGGGACAACCAAGAACUUUGAAGUGCAGCCAGCUCAAACAGAUAAAAGUAUUGGGCCUACUUCCAGCCGUCACAGCCACUGAAGGUAUUUAUAUAUUUUUUCUUGAGUUCAUAAGGCAGCUAUAAAAAAUGCUUCAUUUGAAAAAAGUGUGCCUGCUCACCGAAUCAGAGGCAGUGUUCAGUUCAUUAUAGUUUGGUGGAUGCUGUGCCUGAAAGUCCCACUUGCUCACAGCAGGGAGCAUGUCUCAGAUGACCCCAAGGGGCAAUUAAAAAGUACAACUUAACACGCUGCAAGAUACCUGAGCUUAAAAUAAUGGUCAUCUGCUAGAAACAGCCACGUUCCUGUGCUGUUAUUACAAUCCACUGCAGAUUGGCUGGUUCAUGUGCGUGAUUAACAUCAAGGCACACUGCAGAGCCUCACAGUCCAACCCACUCCUGGAAGAAAAAGCACUAGCCAGGAGCUUCUCCAGUACAGCAUCCUUUUGUGUUGCAGUUGUGGGGGAAAGCUCAUGAAAAGCUUCCUUAAAAACAGGCCUCCCCCCCCCCCCCGCAUCACCACCACCCAAAGUAGAGGAAUAUGAAUGGCAACCUUAGAAGCAUAGAAUGAGCUGUGUCUUAUACCAUUACUUGUUUGUGAAGGUUCUACGCCACAUUUGUAGCAUGUCACAACUCUCAGCAGCAGAGCUACUUAUCCAGGGUCUUUCAUUAGGGAAAUGAAACUAAAUCCUGUUACACACCCAGCAGAGGUGUGCAAUAAAGGAUUUCAGUCACAAUACUGUAAAAUAGCUCGUAGUAUUUAUACUUGGUGAGAUAAAGCUUACCAACACAUAUGCUUUGUUAGCCGAGGCACAGACGGAGGUUUCCGUAUCACCAGAAAUAAAUGGAAACACUAGCAGAGGCAGGCUUUGCUCCUUAAACGACACCACCUAGGCAGAAGCCGUUUCCAUGACUUUAUCAUGAGUUAGGCAGCAAGGAGUAUGAAACAGCUGGAGCACCAUCACUGCUUUCUAAAUGUAUUUUUAUUUCCCAGUGCCUGAUCAGAGACUCACAUUGAUUCUACAGCAUUAAAAUCUUAAUAGAGACUAUACAGGAGAGCAAAAUCAUGAGCUUUCAGCAAUUCCAGUGCAAUGUUCACUUCAGCGUCUGUGUUUGGCCUUUUAUAGCACCAGAGAUUAGCCAGGAGACACAAUGGAGCUUUUGAGACAAGAAAACUAUGAGCAAAAACUGCCUCCCAAAGUUAUUUACCCUAUUUGUGGGCAGUAAAUGUAGGAAGGUCAUUUAUCCUAAAGCAAUUGGGGCAGGGGGGUAGAAUUGGCCCAGAAGGUAUCAAAGGGUAUGCAAGGAAAAAGUUUGGUUUGGUUCAUUCACCUAACCCUAACCCUGAAAGAGGAGGACUGGAAGACAGCCCAUUACUUCCUUCAAGCGUCAUGGUUUAGGGGAAUCUGCAAAAGACAACUCUCCACAAACCUGUCAGAAAAUUAUUUUCUCUUAGAGGUUUUAGGCCAACUCUCAUCUAAGAAUUGACUCUGCUUCCUGUGACGUUAGAAAUGUGGGAAGAGUCCCAUAUGCUCAAGUGCAAAAUACAGUCCGUUGAUUUGAGUAGCCAAUGAGUGCAUUUUCUCACCCAAUCCAGUGCAGGAGGACUCAAAAGCAACCCCCAACUCAGCUUUUGUGGGGCUUGCCUCCAAGUGAGCAUAGGAGUGCAGCACCAUCGAACGUCCCUCACACUUGUUUCCUUUCCCCAUAAGGACGCAGAAGUUCAAAAUGAAGUGGUUUUGGUGGAGCAUUUCCCAGUCAUUUUUCAGUGCAUGACUAGGUACGGCAGCUGUAUGCCAAGACUUUCCUUUUAUGUGUCUGCUCAUAUAGGUGAGGCCACCAGAUACGUCUAAACCUUGAGCAAGUACUACCUUUUCAGUGUCCUUUCACAGCUCCGUCACCUCACCCACGGAAGUCUCAACGGAGUUAUGUCUGAACCUUCUGUACCCAGCCUCUCCUUCUGUAUCAAGGCUUUGUCAUUAGGAAUGUGUGUCACAUCUGUACAGAAGCUUAUGCAACAUUGCUCAUAAAUCAAGGGCCUAUGCGUUUCAGGGAUCCUUCUCAAGAUAAAAUGCUAAUAUAUGAUCAUUAAGUAUUUUGUAUUGUAUUUGUAUUGUAAUCAAGUGUAGUGAAGCUAAAGGCAUGAAGACAAAAUAAAAUGACUGUAAAGGAAA
Podarcis muralis (Common wall lizard) is the source of this 9046-nucleotide messenger RNA. RefSeq names its product ALK receptor tyrosine kinase (gene ALK). Gene Ontology annotation, biological process: regulation of cell population proliferation; positive regulation of kinase activity; multicellular organism development. Lineage: Eukaryota; Metazoa; Chordata; Lepidosauria; Squamata; Lacertidae. Gene Ontology annotation, cellular component: signaling receptor complex; plasma membrane. Gene Ontology annotation, molecular function: transmembrane receptor protein tyrosine kinase activity; protein binding; ATP binding. The record is from RefSeq and is a predicted model, not a curated record.